UUGAGGUUGCACCCUCAGCACCAGGGGCUGACGCGGCUGCGCCUGGACGAUCUCUGGGUAUCGUCAGCAGAUCUCAUCAACAUGUUGUUAAGAGGCCCUAGCCGUGCCCAAGGCAACGACACCAACAUUGGCAGCCCACUAGUCGAACUUGUGCUUUCGAGGAUAGCUCUGGGCCGGCCCCUUUCGGUGACGACAAAUAUCACAGACGAACAGGGAAGUUGGCGUCGUGUUUUCAAAGCGGCGAGAAAGCAUUGUCCCAAUCUGACAAUCCUCCGUCUCGAGGGGCUCCGAUAUAACCCUUACCGGGCCACGACGUCGCUGGACCAGAUGGAGCACCUGACUUGCCCGAGGCAAAGAGGCUGGUUGAUCUCGUCCGCUCCAGCCGGGGUGGGAAUGCGUACGCCUAUCUGGGCGAUGGAACGUGGCUGGCGGAAUGUCUGUAGAGCUAGCGAGUGCUCACUGACGGUAUUUUGUCCAUUCUGCUCGAGAUGGCUUGGACCGGCACUCAUUCAUAAUACUUAAUUGUCACAACUAGUCCUAGCUGUUUCAAUGCUGACUUUAUGAUUCUA
Molecule: messenger RNA, 569 nt
Organism: Parathielavia appendiculata
Lineage: Eukaryota; Fungi; Ascomycota; Sordariomycetes; Sordariales; Chaetomiaceae
Exons: 2
Coding region: 82-522 (146 amino acids)
Source: RefSeq, a predicted model, not a curated record